Messenger RNA from Pyrenophora tritici-repentis Pt-1C-BFP, 981 nucleotides. NCBI's taxonomy places the organism in Eukaryota, Fungi, Ascomycota, Dothideomycetes, Pleosporales, Pleosporaceae. The record is from RefSeq and is a predicted model, not a curated record.
AUGGCUCCACAACUCGCUUGGAUUGGCCUCGGCAACAUGGGCAGGGCCAGUACGCCCCAUCAUCAGAAUUUGGUAGAGAAGGGCCAACUUGAUAAGCCUCUCAUCAUCUACAACCGCACAAAGUCCCGGGCCGAAGAUCUCUCCUCCAAGCUCGGCACUUCCAAAACCAAAGUUGUCGACACUGUCAAUGAUGCUGUCAAGGCGGCCGGUAUCAUCUUCAUGUGUCUCGGUGACGACGCUGCCGUCAACUCGGCCGUUGAUGCAAUGCUCCAGGAAGAUGUGAAUGGCAAGCUGAUUGUGGACUGCUCAACUGUGCAUCCGGAUACAACCAAUGCACUGGAUAAGCGAAUCACAGAUAAAGGUGCUGGAUUCGUGGGCAUGCCUGUAUUUGGCGCCCCAGCCAUGGCCGACAACGGGCAGCUUGUCUGUGUGACGGCAGGACAAAAGGCUUCAUGCGACAGAGUCGUUCCAUACACAACCGGCGUCAUGGGCCGAGCAAACAUCGACUACUCGGGCCAGCCCGCUGGAAAUGCCACCCUCAUGAAAGUAAUUGGCAACACCUUUAUCCUAAACAUGGUCUCUCAGCUCUCUGAAGGCCAUGUUUUGGCAGAGAAGUCUGGGCUGGGAGUCGAUAACCUUCACACCUUCAUCUCCACCAUGUUCCCAGGUCCUUAUACAGCUUACUCUCAGCGUAUGCUGGAUGGCGACUACUAUAAGCGCGAGGAGCCCUUGUUCCAUGUUGAUCUUGCGAGGAAGGAUGCUCGACAUGCCAUGUCGCUUGCAGAGAGCAAUGGCGCCAAGGAGAGUAUGAAGAUGCUUGGAUUGGCACAGAAGAGACUGGACGGUGUGAAGAGUGAGCUUGGAGACCGGGGUGACAUUCCUAGCGUGUAUGGAGUUGUGAGGAAGGAAAGUGGCUUGGAAUUUAAGAACAAGGGUUAGAGAAUGGUACGAUAGUACAAGUAACAACCUGAACCUUCAUGU